AAUUAUGGGAAUUUAGGCGCAUACAGACUGCAGUCACGCUGCAUACAAACAAGUCGAAAUUUUCUGUGCGAAAGAGCAGCAGCCGCAGCAGCAACAGAAGCAGCAGCCGCAGCAGCAGCAGCAGCAGCCAGAACCAAGCAGCAGACAAUUGUUGUCAUUGUUGUUGCGAAACAGACGUGGCAAGGAUAUAAAUAACCGCUUCAAGCCAACAAAAACCAACCCCAAAGGACGCAGCACCAUGGGUGUACCAAAGUUUUUUCGUUAUAUCAGCGAACGGUAUCCGUGUCUCAGCGAAUUGGCGCGUGAGCAUAGCAUACCGGAAUUCGACAAUCUGUACCUGGACAUGAAUGGCAUUGUGCACAACUGUUCGCAUCCGGAUGACAACAAUAUACACUUUCACCUGGAGGAGCCGCAAAUAUUCCAGGACAUUUACAACUAUAUCGAUAAACUUUUCUAUCUGAUCAAGCCACAGAAACUGUUCUUUCUGGCCGUUGACGGUGUCGCGCCACGUGCCAAAAUGAAUCAACAGCGCAGCCGGCGCUUCCGUUCCGCCCGCGAGGCCGAGAUGCUCGAGGCGAAGGCGCUGCAGCGCGGCGAACGGCGGGAACACGAACGCUUCGAUAGCAAUUGCAUAACGCCCGGCACCGAGUUUAUGGCCCGGCUGCAGCUGGGCCUGCGCUGCUUUCUGCGCACCAAAAUCUCAACGGAUCCGUUGUGGCAAAAGUGCCGCAUCAUACUCAGCGGCCAGGAGACGCCCGGCGAGGGCGAGCACAAGAUCAUGGACUAUAUACGCUAUAUGAAGGCGCAGCCCAAUUUUGAUCCCAAUACGCGUCACUGCCUCUACGGCCUGGACGCGGAUCUGAUCAUCCUGGGCCUGUGCACGCACGAGCUGCAUUUUGUGGUGUUGCGCGAGGAGGUGAAAUUUGGACGCAAUGUGAAACGCACCUCCGUCGAGGAGACGCGCUUCUUUUUGCUGCAUCUGGGCUUGUUGCGCGAAUAUCUGGAGCUGGAGUUCCAUCAGCUGUCGACGCCCGAACAAAAACUGGACGUGGCCCAGCUAAUCGACGACUGGGUACUGAUGGGCUUUAUGGUGGGCAACGAUUUUAUACCGCAUCUGCCCUGCCUGCAUAUCUCGUCGAAUGCCCUGCCGUUGCUCUACAAGACUUAUAUACGGAUCUAUCGCCAGCUGGGCGGCAAUAUCAAUGAGCACGGCAAACUGAAUCUGGAACGUUUGGAGCAGUUCAUGCAUGCCCUCAGCGAGGUGGAGCUGCAGCUGUUCGAGGAGCACAGCGACGAUCUCAAGUACAUGAACGCCAAAACGGAGGCGUUCGAUGUGGAUGUUGCCGAGCUCAAGAACGGCAGCUUCGAUGGCUAUAGCGACGAUCUGGCCGCACUCAUUGACAAUAGCAUGAAGCUUUAUGAGGGCGACAGCGAUGAGGAUUUUGGGGACGAGCAAACGUCAUUGCGUUCCGAAUUCCAGAACUACAAGCGUAACUAUUAUCGGAACAAGUUCAAGAACGAGAUGCACAGCGAUCUGAUUGGCGAGCUGGGCUAUCAUUAUGUGACCGCGAUGCAGUGGGUGCUCGACUAUUAUUAUCGCGGCGUUCAGUCCUGGGAUUGGUAUUAUCCCUAUCACUAUGCGCCCUUCAUCAGCGAUCUGACCAACAUCAAGGACAUUCGCAUCAAUUUUAAGCUGGGCAAACCAUUUUUGCCCUUCCAGCAGCUGCUUGCGGUGCUGCCAGCGGCAAGCGUGAGCCUAUUGCCGGCGGCAUAUCACGAUCUGAUGCUCAACCCGAACAGUCCGCUGGCCGAGUUCUAUCCGACGGAAUUCGAGAGCGAUCUGAAUGGCAAAAAGCACGACUGGGAGGCAGUUGUGCUGAUACCCUUCAUCGAGGAGGAUCGCCUGCUGAGGGCCAUGUCUGCGUGUGAGCCGCUGCUCAACAGCGAGGAGCGCGAUAGGAAUCGCCACGGGCCGAUGUUCCAAUACGAUUACAGUGCCCAGUCGCAGGGACCGAUGAAGGCGCUGGCGCCGCUCAAAUCGCUGCAGCACGUCUUCUGCACGGAGUUGGCGCGCUGGGCGCACGAGAUUGCGAUCAAUACGCCGCGCACUGUGUGCGUGGAGCUGCCGAAUGCAGCGCGUCACGUCUUCUUUCCCGGCUUUCCGACCAUGAAGCACUUGGAGUUUAAUUUUGAUCUGCGCUACGAUCGGGUCAAGGUGUUCGAGCAGGCGAGCCGCAAUCAGAGCAUGGUGUUGCUGCCGAAGCGGCGACAACAGCAGGACACGCUCACUUCGGUGGCUUCGCAGUAUCUCGGGCAGGUGGUGCACAUCGGCUGGCCGCAUCUGAUCAAGGCCAAGGUGGAGAGCGUGGCGACACGCGAUCAAAUCGUCGACAAGGACGGCGUGCGUGCGAACGAAUCGCGAUAUUUCGAAUCCGACUGCAAAGCGCUCGAGGAACACUUUACCAGCCGCAUGGGCAUCAAGUUUGCCAACUACUAUGUGCUCGUCUAUAUACGCACCUAUGCCGGCAGCUCUGUGGAAUUUGGACAGCGUGGCAGCAUAUUUAUGCAGGAUUCGUGGAACAGCUCGGUCACCCCAUAUCCGGCACAGGGCGUUGUCUCCGACAUCACAGUGCGCGACAAUUUGCAUGUGCAGUUCCGGAAAAUCGAACAGCUAUUUCCCGUCGGCAGCACCGUUUUCUUUAUCGGCGAACCCUACGCGGGCAGCGAGGGCACCGUACUGGAUCCCAUGCUUGUCUACAGCUGUGGCCGUGUACAGGUUAAUUUGCGCGUCGGGCCGGAGCCGCAGCUGUUGGCCGCACGCCAGCUGCAGGAGCAGCGGGAUCGGGACUACAUGAACUCGUAUAAGGUGUGCCGCGAAUUGGAUAUAACCAGCAAGUGUCUGGGCCGGCUGACGGGCACCGUUUGGGUAGUACUGGGACCGCGACGUGAACGCAUGGAGAACGUGUCCAAGCACAAUAUUGGACUGCAGCUGAAGUAUCCGCGCCUGAACGAGGAACGGGCCGGCUACUGUCGCCGCCUGAACAAUCAAUGGUUCUACUCGAGCCUGGCCAUUGACCUAAUGAACAGCUAUUGUGAUCGCUAUCCGGCGAUUGUGGACUACUUCAGCAGCAGCAGCGAUCGCGGCGAGUUUAUCUACGAGGAGGACAUCUUUCCGGACGCCAUCGGUCAGCAUCAUAUCGAGGAUGUUGCCAAUUGGGUGCGCCAGCAGCCGCACAUGAAAGUGGAUCGCAUUACGUGCGGUUCGCGUACUGUCUGCAAGGAGACCGUUGAGCUGCUCCUGGCCGCUGCCGAUGAGCUGCGUCUGCUGCCGGUCAAGAACGUCAAGCUGCAGGUGAAGCCACAUUUGUUGAUCAAACCGAACGUAACGCUGCCCGAUGUCUACAGGACGCCCGGUGCAGUGCGUCUCUUCGAUCGUGUCGUUGUCGUACGCACCAUUUACAUGGUGCCCGUGGGCAUAACCGGCACGGUAAUUGGCAUACAUCCCGUUAGCGAUCCGAAUCCGGUGCGCCUCGAGUGUCUCAACUCCGUGGAGACCUUCUGUGAGCUGCUCUUCGACAGGUGUGUGGCCAACUGCGGCGACAUCCAUGGCAUUGCCGACGAGCGUGUCUACAAGGUGCCCGAGAGCGCGCUGGUCAUCAUUAAUGCGAGCGACGCCAACGAGAAGCAGCAGCCGCCGCCGGCGCAAGCGGUGCCCGCUGCUCAGCAGCCGCCGUCGUAUCAGCUGAAGGCGCGCACGGAUGCAAUGCGUCGGGAUUGGCGCGAACAGCAGCAGCCCGGCGGUCGUUUUAUCACUGCCGCCAGCAGCAAAUAUAAUGCGAUCACCAUGAAUACGCACAUUGCCGAUGAGUUCUAUUUGCCCGGCGCCAGCGAUGCGUCGCCAGGCUCUGCUGCCGGCACACAGCCGUCCACAUCUGGCGCGGCGGCACGCUCGUCGAUGGCCGUCGCCAAGAAGGAGUCGCCGGUGGUGCAAAACUGGCGCACAAUGUCCACGCAGGCGCCGCUGUCGUCGUCAACGUCGUCGUCGGCGGCGGCGGCGGCAGGUGCACGUUCAACGCCGCCGGGCCAGGCGCCAGUCAAGCAGCUGGAACAUGUCCAGCGUAACCAGGCCGCCGCGCCAGCGACGCCGCAUGAUCAAACGCAGGCGCUCAAGCUACUGCUGGGCCUGAAGCCGCCGCCGUCGUCGUCGUCGUCGUUGCAGCCGUCGACGUCACAGCAAAUGUCAGCAGCAUUCCCAACGAAUCUGCCGUCGCAGUCGCAUUUUCAGCUACAAUCACAAUCGCAGUCGUUGGCCAACGUUCCGUCCACGUCGCAGCAGCUGCCCCAAGCGCCGCUGCCCAGUCAAAUGCCUAAAUUGCCGCAGCCGCCGCUCUUCUGGCAGCGCGAGGCACAGCAGCAGCAGGCGAAGCUGCAAUCGGAGCUGCUGAUCUCCAAGCAGCAAUGGGAUCAGAGACCGCUGCUGAGCAGCAGCAGGCAGCCGAAUGUCGACGAGUUUCCAGAAGCGCCAGCAGCAGCACAGCAGGCAUCAUCAGCUGAGAGCCUUAUGAGACAGUUGCUGCAACGUCCACAGGCACAGCACCAGAUGCAGCAACAGCAACAACAGCAGCAACAACAGCAACAACAACAACAACAACUUGCCUCAGCGACAACUGUGCGCCCGAUUAGGCUAACGCCUCAGCUGCUACAGGCUGCCACGUUUAUGCCGUCGAGUCUCAGCGGCGGCUACAACAAUAGCUAUCAGCUCUACAACAGCAGCUCGAGCAACUAUUAUCCCAUCAAUAAUAACAACAAUUACAACAACAACAGCAACAGCAACAACAACAACAACAACAACAACAACAAUAGCAGCAGCAGCAACAAUCGGCCGUCCGAUGGCAACUACUACGGCAAUACCAAUCCGCGUCGCUCGUACACAUCGAUCCAGGACUUUGUGCCCAUCCAGGCCUAUCGUCCCAAGAAGUCGCAGCGUAACGCCCAGCAAAUGGAAAAACUGGAAACGGGCAACAGCAGCGCUGCCAACGAAGUCCAACCCCAGGAGGCGAGCGGCUCAGCGACGGCACAAAAUGCAGGAGAUGAGGCUAGCUCUGAGCUAAUGAGAACGCUUAAGAUAACGCCCCCAGAUUCAGAGGCCAGCACAAGCGUUGCCGCUGUCAAAACUGAGGAAGCGGCUGUUAUCAAGCCAAAGGUGACCAGGAAGCCGCGAGUGCCGCGCAUCGGCGCCAAAUUCGACUUGGAGUACAUCAUGCCCUAAAUGGAACUAGAAAGACUAAAUGAAGAAUCUACGAUCGAACAUUUUUAUUUCGUUUUGUUGUUUGUUUUUUUUUUUUUUGUUUGUUUUUCUUUUACGAUUCUAUUCAUUCCAUUCGCACAUUUAUUCGCCUAUUCAUAUUUGCGCCCGCGUUUUGAGGGAAACUCUGAAAUUGCUUUUAGACAAUUAUUUUUAUUAUUAUUCUCUACCGAUAUUACUUUAUCAUUUUGUAUCUGUUCCGCAUAUGGAGGGCGGCAUCUACUACCGAUUUCUAGACUGUUCUAGGCGUAGAUAUAAAUAGACAUAAGUACUAUAUAGAGCGCUAACUGUAUACUAAUAUAUAUAUAUAUGCAUAUGUAUAUAAAUGUUUAUAUAUAUAUAUGUGUAUACAUAUAUGCUAGGCUUAUUUAUAUACUACUUGUGUAUAUAACUUUUUAAUUCUUUAGACUCUUAAGCAUAAACCACACACACACACACACACAUUAAGAAUACAAUUGAACAUGAAAUGUGAAACAAGCAAAAAAAUUUAACAAAACUUAAUCAUGAAAAACAAGUUUGUUAUGAAUGCAAUAAAAAUGUAAGAAGAAAAUCCCCCAAAAAUAGACGAAGCUAGAGAGAGAGAGAGACAGUUAGAUAUCGUGAUGUUUCUUCAAGAAAAACAAAAGUUGCCGAGUUUUAAUAAUAUUUUCUUAAAAGACAAGUAUAUGAUAAAUAUAUGUUAAUAAUAAAGGCAAACUCUCUCAUGAAACGAAAAGAGAUCGAGCGAUAAAUACAUAAGGAGAGAGAGAUAAGAAGAAAUCUUAAAGAAAAGCACGAAGAACGAAAAGAAAUCCAUCAAAGUAUCAAGAAGCAGGAAAAGUGAAAAUAUCUCUGGAAAUAAAAUUUGCAUUUAUGAAUUCAAUUUUAUUGCCUAUUUCAUACGCCAAAUUUGUUGUCUGUCAUGUUCAUGUCUAGAGUAUACACAAAUUGAGAAUGUUUCACAUUUGUAAACCUUUUCCCCAUUUCCACCGAAACGAAACGAACUCAUUUUUAAGAGCAAAGCAGAUCGGACUCUAAGCACCGAAGUUAUUCCAGACAGUUGUUAGCUUUGGGUAUAAAAUACAAUUUAUUCAUUUUGUUAUGCAUAUUACAUAAAUUUGCAAUUAUAUAUUGGAUCGUAGAUAGUACCAUAUAUAUAUAUCAAAAAGUGCGUCAGGAAGACAAAGCGAGGGCGCGAAUGUUAAACGUCUAAAUAUUAAUUAAUUAAUUAUUAAUUAAAUAAUUCCUAGUCACAAUAACUAUUGCUUUGUGUUGCGCAGUUGUGUUCUAUUUGAUUGCAUUUCAAAUAUGGCUUAUAAUAAUUGUUAAAUCGCCAAAAAAAAUUAUGUUCAAUUCUCCGCAAAUGAGCAACAAAUACGGAAGCGAAGCGUGCCACAUUUGUGGGCUUGCACUGUAAUUUGCAUAAGUGCAGUGCGGGUUUAUGUCUAAGCUGAGGCGUACACUGAUGGCCUAUUCUAUUGGGCAUGCUUAUUGCUUAUAUUUAA
Molecule: messenger RNA, 6789 nt
Organism: Drosophila novamexicana
Lineage: Eukaryota; Metazoa; Arthropoda; Insecta; Diptera; Drosophilidae
Gene: pcm
Product: 5'-3' exoribonuclease 1
Exons: 12
Coding region: 239-5269 (1676 amino acids)
Biological process (GO): rRNA catabolic process; nuclear-transcribed mRNA catabolic process
Cellular component (GO): nucleus
Molecular function (GO): RNA binding; 5'-3' RNA exonuclease activity
Source: RefSeq, a predicted model, not a curated record